CUUUCUAACUGUGAUUGUCUCUCCAGUCGACCCGUAAGCGAAUCAGCCUUGACGGUGUGCUCCACCUUCCGUGGCCGAACAGUUGAACAUGUUUUCUGCCACCUCCCUCACACCAGAUUUGGCUCAGCCAGGCCUGCCCUGGCCAUAACAAGUCCGCCGGCGCCAGUACGACUCGCUCAGCCCCAAUUUUACCAUCGCGCAGGCUCUGUUUACGGUAAAGCAAUUUCAUGUGGCUCUCUUUUACACUCUACGCCCGACUACUUCGGCCAAUGUGUUUACAACAUGUCGUGA
This is a messenger RNA of Protopolystoma xenopodis, 291 nucleotides long. NCBI's taxonomy places the organism in Eukaryota, Metazoa, Platyhelminthes, Monogenea, Polystomatidea, Polystomatidae. The record is from the annotation of a GenBank genome assembly.